GACACUAUUUUCAAUCAGAAGUUCGCCAUCAUAAAAAAUAUAAAAAGAAAAAAAUAGUCCACAAGUCUCGAAUCAACAUUAUUAUCAAAGUGCUUUGGAAAUAAUUGACAAAAUGUCGUUGUUCGGUUCAUUAAUGGGUGAUUUCGGCGAAGACGAUCCAAUAUUCGGACAUCAUAUGCGUUCGAUGCGCCAAAUGAAUUCCAUGAUGAAUUCAAUGUUUUCCGAUCCAUUCGGGAUGUUUGAUAUGCAUCAGCAGCAUCAAUCCGCAUUGACUGGUGGCCAUCAUCAAAGACAUGCUCCUGCUCCGUUAAUGCCAUUCGGUUUCUCCAGUAUGCCCAACAUUAAUCGCUUCAUGAAUCUACAAAUUCCGGAUGGGGCCACAUCGUUCAGUUCCAGUCAAGUGGUCUCAAUGACUCACGGUUCGGAUGGCAGACCGCAGGUGUACAAGGCCACGAGCAGCACGAAAACUGGACCGGGUGGUAUCAAAGAAACACAGAAAACAGUUCAAGAUUCACGUACGGGCGUUAAGAAAAUGGCUAUUGGACAUCACAUUGGUGAUAGAGCUCACAUUAUCGAGCGUGAACAAAACGUUCACACCGGAAAUGAAGAAGAGCGACAGGACUUCAUCAAUCUGGAUGAAGAAGAGGCACCGGAUUUCGAUCGCGAAUUCACUAACCGCAGCCGUACAUUAAUGGGAAUUCAGAAUUCCGGUCACAGACACAGAUCUCAUGCAGGCAACGGACAACUGGCAAUCGGACCUGCACCACCAGCAGCAAUAAUGCCGCCAUCAAAUACAAGCUCCACACAAACGACGCCAUCAUCGACGAAACCGUUACAAAAUCUAACAUCUUCAACAAAUCGUCGACGAUCGGGUCAUAGUUCAAUGGCAACACCACGUAGACCGUUGCGUUCGGUUACCUCGUCGCCGUUAACAUUAAAUUCGACAAAUCUCUAUACGCCAGCUACAACAAGCAUCCAUCCACAUCCAUACAAUGCUUCAAGUAGUCGCCGAAACAAUCGUCCUAUGAAAGGCUCCCAGCAACAUCAUCACCACCAUCAACAUACAACCGGUCAAAAAUAAUGAAAUUAAACAAUUCAAAUGGAGAGGAAAAUCAAAAUCAGAAUGGCAAUGAGAACGGCAAUGAGAACAUCGGAAUUUCGUGUUUAGUUCCGAAUUAACAUGGAUUGAAUGUUACAGUAGGAAAUGAAACAAUUUUGCAAUUCGAUAGUUUUAAGUGUACAACCAACUGUAUUUGAAAGAAACUGUUUCCUAUUCAACAAAAACGAUGAAUAUUUUAUUAAAAGCCUAAGCGUCUUGAAUAAGUUAGUCCGUACAAUUCGUGGUUAUUGGUCGUUCCUCGAACUCUAUUCUAGAAAUUGAUUUUGG
Molecule: messenger RNA, 1387 nt
Organism: Bradysia coprophila
Lineage: Eukaryota; Metazoa; Arthropoda; Insecta; Diptera; Sciaridae
Gene: Mlf
Product: myeloid leukemia factor
Source: RefSeq, a predicted model, not a curated record